AAAAAUUCCCCGCCGCAAUGACGGACAGAAGCCCCUUCGAAACGGACAUGCUCACCCUGACCCGCUACGUGAUGGAAAAGGGGCGUCAGGCCAAAGGGACCGGGGAGCUCACGCAGCUGCUGAACUCCAUGCUGACCGCCAUCAAAGCCAUCUCCUCGGCCGUCCGCAAGGCCGGCCUGGCCAACCUGUAUGGAAUCGCGGGGAGCGUGAACGUGACAGGCGAUGAGGUGAAGAAACUGGACGUGUUAUCCAACUCCCUGGUCAUCAACAUGCUGCAGUCCUCCUAUAGCACCUGCGUCCUGGUCUCGGAGGAGAACAAGGAGGCGAUUAUCACGGCCAAGGAGAAGCGGGGGAAGUACGUGGUCUGCUUUGACCCACUGGAUGGAUCUUCCAACAUCGACUGCCUGGCCUCCAUUGGAACCAUAUUUGCCAUCUACAGAAAGACCUCGGAGGACGAGCCUUCUGAAAAGGAUGCCCUGCAGCCUGGCCGCAAUAUCGUGGCUGCAGGCUAUGCGCUCUACGGCAGUGCGACCCUGGUGGCUCUUUCCACUGGGCAAGGAGUGGACCUCUUCAUGCUUGACCCAGCUCUUGGUGAAUUUGUCCUGGUGGAAAGAGAUGUCAAGAUUAAAAAGAAAGGAAAGAUUUACAGCCUUAAUGAGGGCUACGCCAAGUAUUUUGACGCUGCCACCACGGAAUAUGUGCAGAAAAAGAAAUUUCCUGAGGAUGGCAGUGCUCCCUACGGGGCCAGGUACGUGGGCUCCAUGGUGGCCGAUGUGCACCGCACCCUGGUCUAUGGAGGGAUCUUCCUGUACCCAGCAAACCAGAAAAGUCCUAAGGGCAAGCUCCGGCUCCUGUAUGAGUGCAAUCCUGUGGCCUACAUCAUCGAGCAGGCGGGGGGCCUGGCAACCACAGGCACUCAGCCUGUGCUGGACGUGAAGCCUGAGGCCAUUCACCAACGAGUCCCACUUAUCCUGGGGUCCGCAGAUGAUGUGCAGGAAUAUCUCACCUGUGUACAGAAAAACCAGGCAGGCAGGUAGUGAGUUUGAGCCUGUAAGCCCUCUUCUCUCUGUCUUGUAUCCUGUCUUAAGGACCCUAGAUGAAUGCUCAGUGGAAACAGUGGGAUGAGCAGCAAAAGGCAAAUCCACCGAGUCACAAACCAAAGAGCAGCAAACUGCUCAGGGCAGGUCUAGAAGCCAAAGGCGAAUCUAUGGUCAGUGUAAAGCGUUGAAAAUAAAACCCACAUGUGAAAA
This is a messenger RNA of Diceros bicornis minor, 1250 nucleotides long. RefSeq names its product fructose-bisphosphatase 2 (gene FBP2). The transcript is spliced from 7 exons. The record is from RefSeq and is a predicted model, not a curated record. Bases 18 to 1037 code for a protein of 339 amino acids. Gene Ontology annotation, cellular component: cytosol; cytoplasm. Gene Ontology annotation, molecular function: fructose 1,6-bisphosphate 1-phosphatase activity. Lineage: Eukaryota; Metazoa; Chordata; Mammalia; Perissodactyla; Rhinocerotidae. Gene Ontology annotation, biological process: fructose 1,6-bisphosphate metabolic process; sucrose biosynthetic process; fructose metabolic process.